AUGGAGCCAACACGAACGGGUGAAAAUGACGACGCAGGUCGCGAAGUGAUCACGUCAUCUGUCCGAAUAUCUGGAUAGUUUCAGUCGGUGAAAGAUCGUCGCACGACUCUCAUGCUCUUUGCGGUGCUCUUCUCCUACGUGACCACUCACUUUCCGAGUAUGAUUAUCGAAUACGGCGACAAAGUCUUAAAGAACUUCUUCCGAUUGAGGUGCGUUGAAAAGAAAGCUGUGAGGACCGGACCUGAAAAUAGGUUGUAAGCUAGAUAUAAAACAGGAAGAAAAACCUGUUUUUGCUUUUUUUCUCUAAUUUGUAAGCUCAAAAGCGUCUGAAAAUGAAAAACACGGAAUUUUCAACGGAACUUCCCGGAACUCUGCUUUCAGAUAGCCGACGUGCGAAGAGAGCUGUCGAACUUCUUCAUGUGCUGCCAUCCGAUCUUCUCGUUCGCCGACUACAUGAUCUUCUCGCUCAGUUAUCGCAAAACUGUCGUUUCGCUUUUCGCUCGUCACCAAUCGGUUUCCGUCUGA
Caenorhabditis sp. 36 PRJEB53466 is the source of this 525-nucleotide messenger RNA. The record is from the annotation of a GenBank genome assembly. Lineage: Eukaryota; Metazoa; Nematoda; Chromadorea; Rhabditida; Rhabditidae.